AUGGAAACCCAAAAGGAGAACAGUAAAAAGCGGAAGCAAGUUUUCCCAUACGGAAACUACAAGAGUUACUAUGGCUAUCGAAUUGAUCAAGGUGUGGAUGAAGAUCCUCGAUUGAAAGUGUUGAAAAAGGAAUGGUUUGAAGGGAAGGAGUGUCUUGAUAUUGGCUGCAACAACGGGAUAAUCACUAUACAGAUUGCGCGGAAGUUUUGCUGCCGAAGCAUUCUUGGAAUUGACAUUGAUUCUGAUCGAGUUGAGGAUGCAUAUUGGAAUCUCAGAAAAACUGUUAGACUAAAAUCUACUGGGAAUAAACCUGUGAAAGCCUCCAAACUUCAGGACAAGGAACAUGCUGAUGAUUCAGGGAGCAGUGUCACUGUCUUGUCUAAUGUUGAAGCAAAAGAGAAGAUUUCAAAGGAACAUUCUUCUUCAGAGCAAAUUGAUCUGUUUAGUAUAGUUUCAUUUAAACGAGAAAAUUUUGUUCAGAGUCGACACCCACCAGGAAAGAACUAUGAUACAAUUCUUUGUUUGAGUGUAACAAAGUGGAUACAUCUAAAUUGGGGGGAUGACGGCUUAAUUACUUUAUUUGCAGAGAUUUGGAAACUGCUCCGACCUGGUGGCAUUUUUGUGGUGGAACCUCAACCAUGGAAGUCAUAUGAAAGCAAUCGUAAUGUCUCGGAGACCACUACUGCUAACUACCGUAACAUUACCAUUCGUCCAGAACAGUUUCAGGAAAUAUUGUUAGAUAAGAUAGGAUUUCGAACAGUAGAAGACGUCACUUCUGGUUUGGCAAAUAGCAAGACUGGUUUCAAUAGACCAAUUUUGGUUUUUCGCAAAUGA
Molecule: messenger RNA, 834 nt
Organism: Sphenostylis stenocarpa
Lineage: Eukaryota; Viridiplantae; Streptophyta; Magnoliopsida; Fabales; Fabaceae
Source: the annotation of a GenBank genome assembly